This is a messenger RNA of Cavia porcellus (domestic guinea pig), 942 nucleotides long. Its product is annotated as olfactory receptor 13A1-like. The coding region runs from base 4 to 942 and encodes 312 amino acids. Gene Ontology annotation, biological process: G protein-coupled receptor signaling pathway. Gene Ontology annotation, molecular function: olfactory receptor activity; odorant binding; G protein-coupled receptor activity. Lineage: Eukaryota; Metazoa; Chordata; Mammalia; Rodentia; Caviidae. The record is from RefSeq and is a predicted model, not a curated record. The transcript has a single exon. Gene Ontology annotation, cellular component: membrane.
UAAAUGGCAAACCACAACCAGACACUGGUAACCGAGUUUGUGCUGGAGGGGUUCUCAGAGCACCCUGGGCUGAGACUGUUCUUGCUUGGCUCCUUCCUGUCCCUCUACACUGUGGCACUCACAGGUAAUGUUGUGAUUAUUGCUUUGGUCAGCUUUACCAAAGGUCUUCAGAGCCCCAUGUACUUUUUUCUGUGCAACUUGGCUAGCAUGGAUAUCAUCUGCACCUCUUCUGUGCUACCCAAGGUUCUGGUUGGCCUGGCAUCUGCAGAAAACACUAUCUCCUUCCAAGGCUGUAUGGCCCAGCUCUUCUUCCUCAUUUGGUCUCUAUCAUCAGAGUUGCUGCUGCUCACAGUCAUGGCCUAUGACCGCUACGUGGCCAUCUGCUUUCCUCUGCACUACAGCUCCAGAAUGAGCCCUCACCUCUGUGUGGCCCUGGCCAUGGCUGUGUGGGGCAUCUGUGCCUUGAAUGCUUUGGUCCACACUGGUCUGAUGACACAGUUGUCAUUCUGUGGCCCCAGGGUGAUCACUCACUUUUUCUGUGAGAUCCCCCCUCUUCUGCUGCUGUCUUGCAGCCCCACACAUAUGAAUAGCAUCAUGACUCUCCUGGCUGAUGCCUUCUAUGGAUGCCUCAACUUCCUGCUCACCCUGCUCUCCUAUGGCUGCAUCGUGUCCAGUGUCUUGCAAAUGCGCUCAGCUGAAGGGAGACGGAAGGCCUUCUCCACCUGCUCCUCUCACCUCAUUGUGGUCUCGGUGUUCUACUCAUCUGUGUUCUGUUCCUAUAUCAGCCCUGCCUCUAGUUACAGCCCAGAGAGAAAUAAAGUGUCUGGAGUGCUGUACUCUACCUUGAGUCCUGCCCUGAACCCCCUCAUCUACACUCUCAGGAACCAAGAGGUGAGGCGUGCCCUGCGGAGACUCUUGCACUUCUCCAGAUGUCAGAUGUAG